This is a messenger RNA of Ornithorhynchus anatinus (platypus), 825 nucleotides long. It is a transcript of the gene RGCC, whose product is annotated as regulator of cell cycle. The coding region runs from base 38 to 442 and encodes 134 amino acids. Gene Ontology annotation, biological process: regulation of cell cycle. The record is from RefSeq and is a predicted model, not a curated record. The transcript has 5 exons. Gene Ontology annotation, molecular function: protein kinase activator activity; protein kinase binding. Gene Ontology annotation, cellular component: cytoplasm. NCBI's taxonomy places the organism in Eukaryota, Metazoa, Chordata, Mammalia, Monotremata, Ornithorhynchidae.
CGAAGCUGGAGGGAGACGGAGCGGAGCUGCGGGAGCCAUGAAGGCCGCCGGGCUGUCGGGACGCCCCUCGCCGGGGACAGGCCCGGAGCCCUCGGAGGCGGGCGCGGCCCUGGCCGACGCCUUGUGCGAGUUCGACGCGGUGCUGGCCGACUUCUCGUCCCCUUUCCACCGACGCCGCUUCCGCUACGAGGAGCACCUGCAGCGCAUGAAGCGGAGGAGCAGCACCAGCAUCAGUGACAGCAGCGGCUUCAGCGACUGCGACAGUGCAGAUUCCCUCUACAGGAAUAGCUUCAGUUUCAGUGAUGAGAAGUUAAACUCACCCAUAGUCUCCACUCCAACAACACUCUCACCAACGACCGUUCCUUGGAAAGCCAAGCUUGGAGACACAAAAGAAUUAGAAGACUUUAUUGCUGAUCUUGACAGAGCAUUAGCAAGUAUGUGAAUCCAGGAGCCAUUCCCAGCCAUUCGGGACAUUCCUCGAGGGGGAAGCUUCCGAAGCCACGGAGGUCCCCGGGAAACCAGCCACGAGCAAGGGCGGCCGGAGACGACAGGGAGGCGGUUACAUUCCUGUGAUUCUGUGGUUCCUCAGAUUCUCCUCAACAUCGGUGAAAUUGACAUCUUUUCCCCGUGCAGCAAACUAAAUCAGAUAGCUUACUGGGCCAAUGUUUGGUUGCUUUAAAGCGUAGUUUAAUGCAAUUGUAAAUGCUUGUAGCCGGGAAUUUAUUUGUAAUUUCAAAUAGUUGGAAACAGUAAGGAUGCUUUCCCCUUUCGUAAUAUAUUUUUAUAUUCAAAUAAACUUGGAAAUAGCAUCUUCAGUUUGUAAAA